GUGGCCAGGGCGAGGGGCCUUGGCCUGGGGUCGGCCUCUGCCUGGGCGCCUGCGCUCGCCGCGGAGAAAGACUCCAUUGUAGCAAUGCUUAGGCUGCACCGGGCUAUUGUGAGCGACUACAGGGAGCCAGUGGACGCUUUGUUGCUCUCGUAAAUGGGAAAUUCUGAGUUGCGUUACUGUGGGAUGUGAGACGUUGGCUCGGAAGACAGUAGAAUCUCCUGACAGUACACCUGGCUAUUCACCAUGAGGUUAGGAAAGCCUAAAGGGGGCAUUUCUCGAGGCUCAAACCAGGGAAAGGCCUAUGAGAGCAAGCGAAAGACAGCUCGCCAGCGGCAGAAAUGGGGGAUGGCCAUUCGCUUCGACUCAGGCCUCAGUAGACGGAGAAGAAACGUGGAUGAAAAGCCCUACAAGUGCAGUCGGUGUUCCAAGAGUUUCAGUCAGAGCUCCACCCUUUUUCAGCACCAGAAGAUCCACACCGGGAAGAAAUCCCACAAGUGUGCUGACUGUGGGAAAAGCUUCUUCCAGAGUUCUAACCUCAUCCAGCACCGGCGCAUCCACACCGGGGAGAAGCCCUACAAGUGUGACGAGUGUGGAGAGAGGUUCAAGCAGAGCUCGAACCUCAUCCAGCACCAGAGGAUUCACACUGGGGAGAAGCCCUACUGCUGCGACGAGUGCGGCCGCUGCUUCAGCCAGAGCUCCCACCUCAUCCAGCACCAGAGAACCCACACUGGGGAGAAGCCCUACCAGUGCGAGGAGUGUGCCAAGUGCUUCAGCCAGAGCUCUCACCUCAGGCAGCACAUGAAAGUGCAUAAAGAGAAGAAGGCGCACAAGAGGGGUAAAAAUGCCAGGGCGAAAACUCACCCAGUGGCCUGGAAAACUGGUAAAGGAAGGAAGGCGGUGGCCGGGCUCCGCCAGGUAAAGGGUGCCACCUCAGGCCUUUUUAAAAAGAAAAAGUAGAUAGAGGCAAAAAACAAAAAAG
Acomys russatus (golden spiny mouse) is the source of this 979-nucleotide messenger RNA. RefSeq names its product zinc finger protein 22 (gene Znf22). The record is from RefSeq and is a predicted model, not a curated record. The coding region runs from base 244 to 957 and encodes 237 amino acids. NCBI's taxonomy places the organism in Eukaryota, Metazoa, Chordata, Mammalia, Rodentia, Muridae. The transcript has 2 exons.